Oryza brachyantha (malo sina) is the source of this 1644-nucleotide messenger RNA. Its product is annotated as glycine-rich cell wall structural protein. Bases 107 to 1312 code for a protein of 401 amino acids. NCBI's taxonomy places the organism in Eukaryota, Viridiplantae, Streptophyta, Magnoliopsida, Poales, Poaceae. The record is from RefSeq and is a predicted model, not a curated record. The transcript has a single exon.
CUCGAGCAGGCUGCAGAACCAAUCAGGCAGCAAGCCUGCAGAAAGCCAGAGAGGUUUCUUAACGCUUCUUCCUCUCUUCUUGUUUGGAGGAAUUGAAGCAGCUGCAAUGGCGGGUGGUGGAGCCAGCGGAGUGGCGCUCGCGCUGCUGCUGUGCCUGAGCGGCGCGGCGGUGGGCACCUGGGCUCGGCCGGUAGUUGCCCCCAAGGGGGACGACGGCAGCGCUUCCGGCGACGAGAAGUCGCUCUGGUUGAAGAAGAGCUUUGGGAAGGGACUUGGAGCUGGGAUUGGUGGAGGGUACGGAAAAGGCGGUGGUUUUGGAGGAGGUGGGGGGUUUGGCGGUGGAGGAGGCGGCGGCUUUGGAGGAGGCGGUGGACUAGGCGGUGGUGCUGGGUUUGGCAAAGGUGGCGGUGUUGGUGGAGGGUUUGGAAAGGGUGGCGGGCUUGGAGGUGGUUUUGGUAAAGGUGGUGGGAUUGGUGGAGGCAUUGGCCAUGGUGUUGGAGGUGGAUUUGGCAAAGGUGGAGGUCUAGGUGGUGGUAUUGGUCCUGGCAUUGGUGGCGGCUAUGGUAAAGGUGGAGGUUUAGGUGGUGGCAUUGGCAAAGGUGGUGGACUUGGAGGAGGUUUUGGAAAAGGAGGUGGUCUUGGUGGAGGUGCUGGUCUUGGGGGUGGCAGUGGUUUUGGUGGUGGUAUUGGCAAGGGUGGUGGACUUGGUGGUGGUUUUGGAAAAGGUGGCGGUCUUGGAGGUGGUGGUGGUCUUGGUGGCGGUAUUGGCAAGGGCGGAGGACUUGGUGGUGGUUUUGGUAAAGGUAGUGGUCUCGGUGACGGUAUUGGCAAGGGAGGCGGACUUGGUGGUGGUUUUGGAAAAGGUGGUGGUCUCGGAGGUGGUGGUGGACUUGGUGGUGGCAUUGGCAAGGGCGGCGGACUUGGUGGUGGUUUUGGAAAAGGUGGUGGUCUUGGGGGCGGUGGUGGACUUGGUGGGGGUGACGGUCUUGGCGGUGGCAUUGGCAAGGGCGGUGGUCUUGGCGGUGGUUUUGGUAAAGGUGGAGGUAUUGGUGGCGGAUUUGGGAAGGGCGGUGGAAUUGGUGAUGGUUUCGGCAAAGGUGGUGGUUUCGGGGGCGGUGGGGGACUUGGUGGAGGUGGUGGUGGAGGGCUUGGCGGUGGAGGUGGUGGAGGAUUUGGCGGUGGUGACGGUAGUGGUAUUGGCGGUGGCUUUGGCAAGGGUGGUGGAUUUGGUUUCGGUGCCGGUGGCGGAGGUUUCGGUGGAGGGGGAGGCGGAGGCGGCGGUGGCGGAGGAGGGAUCGGGGGAAUGCACUGAUACGUUGGUUCUCUAGUUUACUUCAGGUUUCUUGCACUCUAUCGGCUGUCAUGAUAUUUGGCUUGAGCGAGCGAGCAGCUGCAGUAUUUUGUAGGCUUUUGUCGUGGAGCUUGUAGCACUACUAUUGUGUUUGAUGGUGUUUCCCUCGUUUGCAGGUCUGUUGGUACUCUAUAUAUGUUGUUAUUAAUAUGUGACGUUGAUACCACACAUUAUGUAAGUCAAUGUGUCAACAUCAUGUUUCUAAUGAUUGGAGGUAUAAUUAAGAUUACAUAUGGAGGUUUAAUGAUCCUAUCAUAUAAGAUGUUAUUAGCAAACGUACCUCUAACUGAAUA